UCUGCUUUCAAUUCAGCGCCGACCGGAUCUCUGCUGCACAGUGCGCAAUAUACACUCCUCCGUCAUCACUGUGGACUAGUUCAACCGCGGCGUAGACAAACAUACGAGGCGGAACUGGAUGUUAACUCUCAUAGUUUCCCAUGUGGCUGCCGGCAGACAGAACUUUACGCAGGGAAACAGCAGGUGAGUCUCCGAGGCUCCACCUGACGGAUCAUUCUGCUCGCUGGAUUUAAAACCAGCCUGUGGUCUCCUCCCAACUCCACUUGUUGACGUGGUGCCAACAGGCUAUCCCAGCAGCAUCCCCGCGGAGACACACUUAUGCGUAAUUUGGAUACAACCCUGUCUGACGGCAGAGCGGAGCAAGUUUGAACCUGUCGGGUUUUGGGGCAGAUGGAGGUGAUGUUUGGCGACCGGUAACACAUCGCGCGAUCUGAUCAUAUUACACGGGCUGCUGUCAGGUGAGGCGCGGCAUGGGGAACCAGAUGGACAAGCUGACACAUUUAAGUUACGCCGAAGUUCCCAUAGUGGACCCGAACGGCGUGGACACGGAGGAAGGUCCACGGAUCGGUGUCUCUUACAUAUUUUCUGACGACGACGACGAGCUGGAGGAUGGCUGCGCGGUCGAUGGCACGGAGAAGGACCCGAAUCAGGAAGAGAAACAUUACGACCAGCGCGACGAGGUGGAGUGCGCCGUCUACAACAGGGAUGAGUGCAUUUACGAGAAGAGCGUCAAGUCGGCUAACCUGGAGGUUUCCUCCCCUGAGAAUCUACUGAACAGAUGUAAAGCAGGUGACCUGGUGGAGUUUGUGGCCAUCGGUCAGUUCCCGCACUGGGCUGUGUACGUGGGGGACUUCCAGGUGGUCCACCUGCACAGAGCCGAGGUGAAAAACAGCUUUUUGACGGAUGCAAGUCAAGGGAGGAGGUGCAGGAUUGUGAACGAGUUGUAUAAAUUCAAAGCUCUGGGUCCGGACAUGGUGGUGCAGAACGCGAUGGAGCAAGUGGGCUUAAAGGACCGCGAGCUGAGCUGGAGGAACUCCGAGUGCUUUGCCGCCUGGUGCCGGUUCGGCAAGAGGGAGUUCAAAAUGGGCGGAGAGAUCCGGAUAGGCAAGCAGCCCUACAGGUUGAAAGUAGUGAUGUCCGACAAACACUCGCACAUGUUGGAGUUUCAGAGUUUGGAGGACAUGAUCAUGGAGAAGAGGAGGAACGAUCACCUGGGCAGGACAGCCGUGUUGCAGGAGCUGGCCACUCACUUCAGCAGCGUGGAGGAGAUCACAAGUGAGCCGGCCGCUGAGUGAUGGUGGCGCCUUCACCUGUUGGAUGCUUAGAGAAGCCUUUACCAAACAUGAACUGUUACAUCCGGCUAGCAAGCCUCGGCUCCUUCAUAUGAGUUGUAAUUGGAGCAGUCAUCAUUUCCACUCGGCCAUUGUCAUUGUAAUUAUGUUUGGACAUAAGUGUGUCUCAAUGUUAUUGCCUUAACGCCACAAUCAUCAACACCCUCAGAUGCUUAAUGGCCUUAGCAGUUUUGAAUGCAAUUUUAGGGGGGAAAAUGAAUGAAUUGAAUGAGUCGAUAGGCUUGUUUGUAGCUCACAGCCUGUAUAGACUGUCACUGUACACACUGUAGUGUUAUGAAAGCUUUACACAUCAAACUGUCACUACCUGUAAGUGGAUGCUUCUCUAUUCGUAGUGCGUCCCGUUCCUUGAUCCGUGUGUGGUUUCAUCCCACAGCUCUCAGACAGAAAUGUGUCAGAGCUGCUGGCUGAAUACAAUGGAUUCUUUCUGCCUUUUUUAGGGUCAAUUCUCACACCAGCACAUGUUGGAAUGGAUGUUGUGGCGCUGGUCUUGUGUUACAGUGAUCAAAGGCUGUCUCAACUGUACCCAAAGUUCAAGUAAACCAUGCCCCCUGAACUCUUUUUGAAGGGCUCCUCUUCAUGUUGUCUUUCUUCCAGUCAGGAGAACAUUAGCUGUGUGUUUAAAAAGCGCUUUCUGUCACCCUCAUGUGAUCUCCAAGUGUUUCUUAGAAAUAAGUGGAAUUUGCUGUUUGAAAAAAGUCACUGUCAUAAUUAUUAUGAUAUUGAGACACAAAGCGUAGUGUUUAGACCAGGUUCAUGGGUUAUAGCGAGAUAGUUGUGGUUCAAUCCUGGUUUUCAUGUCUCGCAAGAUGAACUCCCUUUUACCUGACGAAUCACCACUGGACCUGUAAGCUGCAGGCCGGGUCUCUCCAGAGCACUGCUUUCUGCCUUUUUCUCAGGUGAAGCAUAAUCAACAACUGUUUUGAUUAUCGCUAAUUGUUUUAGCCAUUUAAAAUGGGUUGUCUUUGGAGUUUUGGAUGUUGUCCGGGCAAAACAAGGUAUUUAAAAUCAUCAACUUUGUGAUUCUGGGAAAUUUUAAGACAUUUUAUGAAACUAAACCUUCAAGCGAAGCUAUCGUCGGAUUAAUUGAUGAUGAAAGCAAUUGAUAGUUUUAGCAGCAUUGUCACUGUUAUGAGGAACGAUGAUUUUCGGGGCUGACAGCUGACAAACUUUACUAAAUUAAUAAAUGGGACCUAAAGCAAUAAUCCUCAAAGGACCCAUCAUUUCUAGUUGCGGCCCUGCCCACAGGAUCCAGGUAUGGACAAAAUUAUUGCCUUCAAGUAAAAAGUGACGAGCAAUAACACAAAUAAUAACCCACUGAGUUUGAUGUUUGGAUGAAAACCUUUCACAGAGUGACAGAAAUGCUCCUUCAAGAUUGUUUGUUUGUAUCAGAACUAAAAUGAAUGUCUGCAGCAAUGUUUUCAACCAUCUGCCUGCCACCUCUGGUAUUAAACUAGAACCGACUAAACUAUCAAUUAACUCAAUUUGUCCUUUCAUAUGAUUUCUUGUAGAGUUCCAGACGGUAUUUUGUUCCCAGCCCUGAAAAGCACAAGGCAAAUAUUGUUACUUGUGUCUUUAUAGCCUCAAUGUGAUGAAAGAAUGUUGCAUCAAUGGAAAGAGUGCUCAUUGUGCCCUGAUGAUGGCAGUGAUAAGCUUAUUUCGUUAUCGCUGUAGAAGCCUCCACUAUCUGCAGUUCUACUCUUGCAUCAGAAACUGUUACAAUUCUCAGGUUAAUUUUUUUAUUAUAUUCAUUUAUUCUAAUAGUUUAUUCCCUUUAAGAGAAUGGAAAGGCUACUCCUCAGGAUAACAUUAAUUUCCAAUUCACUUUUUAUGUCAGUUCAGGUGAAAUGCUUGAAAAGAAAUCAUACGAAUAUUUUAAGGAAUUAAUUACAGUUUUUAAUGCAGAAACGACUGGAUUGUUGUACUAAAUUGUGAGCUACCGAAUGAGGAAGCCGUAAACCCGCAGCGUAAAACCUGCAGCAGUCUGACCUCCAGUUUCAAAUACGUCUGACUAUUGAACUUGACAUCAUCUAUGACGGGCUGUCAAAUCUCUAAAUAGACUUUCAUAAAGUACGUGCAGCAGCUUCUCUGUCUGCUGCAUUCUUCCUGCAGUUGCUCGGAUGUUGAAGGCAGUGCUAGAAUGAAAUUGGGACACGCUAAACUGGGACUCCUUUGGGUCUUGUUGAGUUGAGCGUUUCUGAAGUAUAGUAGACAAUUAUAUAUUGAACUAAAAUUUAUUUAACGAGACUGGAGUGCAGCUGUGCAGAUGUUACUGCUUUAGCUUCAUCAUCUCGUGUGUCGAGAGACUUCCUGUAUUCGAGGUGAACGUCAGAUAGCCGAGCUUCGUGUUGCAGGACUUGGUUUACCUUCAUGUCAGAGUGUGAAGACGCGAGGUUGGUGUCUGCUGUUUGUGUUUGUUUCUAGUUUCCAGAUGCAGUUUUGCUCAACAGUUCUUGUCUGCGACGUCUUCAAAUGGAGCGAUGUCGACUCAUGACCCCCCGUCACAGGUUCUGUCCUCAGAGUGAACAUGAGCAGUUUUCUUUCUCAAGUUGUUCCACUCAAAGGUCGAAAGAAGGUAUCUGACAAGAGGGAAAAGGUGUAAUUUGAGAAGCAAAAACACUUUCAUACCAACACUGUGAAAAAUCUUAUCGAGGCAUUUCUGUCUAGUGACAUCCUGAAUCCCUCAUUGUCUUAAAAGCAAGUCAAAUAAAGAUGAAGGUACUAUGAGGGUUUCCAUCUGUUUCCAAUUGAAAGCAGAAGUAAUUGUCUCAAGUUGUUGUCUUGAAACAACACAUAUAUAGUGUUGCUGCACUAGAAUGAAAAUGUUACUUUAUUUCUAACAAAUUUAUAGAACAAGUAGAAAUGUUUUCACUGCACUGGGAGAUGUUUUUCUUUAUUCUUUUAAUAAUGAUGUACCAAGGCAACUUACAACCCCUAAAUUAAUAUCAUAACGUGUAUUAAAUGCAUACAGACCAUU
Molecule: messenger RNA, 4326 nt
Organism: Pseudoliparis swirei
Lineage: Eukaryota; Metazoa; Chordata; Actinopteri; Perciformes; Liparidae
Gene: lratd2a
Product: LRAT domain containing 2a
Exons: 1
Coding region: 471-1295 (274 amino acids)
Source: RefSeq, a predicted model, not a curated record